This is a messenger RNA of Thyridium curvatum, 1695 nucleotides long. RefSeq lists its product as uncharacterized. The transcript is spliced from 4 exons. Lineage: Eukaryota; Fungi; Ascomycota; Sordariomycetes; Thyridiales; Thyridiaceae. Gene Ontology annotation, molecular function: CoA-ligase activity. The record is from RefSeq and is a predicted model, not a curated record. Bases 1 to 1695 code for a protein of 564 amino acids. Gene Ontology annotation, biological process: secondary metabolic process.
AUGCCGAGCAUCGUCGAUCGCGGCCCAGACGGCAUCGUCUACCGAGCAGGGAGGAACCUACCGCUCAUUGAUCUUGACCUUCUUACCCUUCUCUUUGACUCACCACACAGCCCGGCAGCCGAUGAUGACCCGGUACAUAUCGACGCUGCAGACCCUUCGAGGCUCAUCACGAAGGCUCAGCUGCGUACGCUCACCAAGCGCACCGCUCACAUGUUGGCCUCCAGGUAUGGUAUCGGCCGCCAAGGAUCCGGACGGGACGUGAUCCUCGGCAUCUCUUCAGGCAAUUAUCUCCUCCCCACGGUAUUCUACGGCACAAUCGCCGCGGGCGGCAUCUUCUCGGCCUCGAGCCCGGCGUCUACCCCGCGCGAACUCGCCGGCCAAAUCGAGCAGAUGACGCCGAAGCUCCUGAUUUGCAGCGCCGACCUGGGACCAGUCGCGCUCGAAGCGGCGCAGAUAGCGGGGUUCCCAAAGGAGUGCGUCUUGGCGUACAGCGGCGACGGCGCGAAGGGCGACUACGGCUUUGCCCUGAACGAAGCUGCGUCUGGAAAUGCCGUACCGAUCUCGCAGCAGCAGCUGGAUUGGGAGCGGAUCACCGACCGUGAAACCCUCGAGAAUAGUACUAUCUGUAUCCUCUUCUCCAGCGGGACCACGGGCAAGCCCAAGGGCGUGCGGCUCAGCCACCAGAACCUCGUUUCCGAGGCCCAUCUGACCCAGACGGUCAACAAGGAGUGGUUCGCCAAGAACAACCCCAGCUUCGAGUACCGCACCAUCGCGCACCUGCCGGUCGCGCACAUCGCGGGCAUCCAGGGCUACCUCGUGAACAGCCUCUUUAUGGGCGGACCCAUCUACUGGAUGCCGCGGUUCGACUUUCCCAAGUUUCUCGAGUACAACAAGAAGUACCGCAUCACCUUCUUCUUCACCGUGCCGCCGAUCUACCUAUUGAUCGCCAAGAGCCCCCUCGUCACGGACCAGUUCGACUCGCUGGACAGCGCGGUUACCGGCGCGGCGCCGAUGGGCAAGGAGCUGCAGGCUGCGGCGACGAAGAAGCUUGGCAAAGGCAAGGUAAUCCUGUGCCAGACGUGGGGACUGAGCGAGACGACUGGCAGUAUUACGCUGCUCCCUAAGGGCGAGUUCGACGGUACUGGCAGCGUGAGCGAGCUUGUGUCCAACCACGAGAUGAAGAUCGUCGAUGACAACGGCAAAGACGUCGAGCCGGGACAGGACGGAGAGUUCUGGGUCCGAGGCCCCGUAGUGACCAAAGGGUACUAUCAAAACGAAGAGGCGAACAAGAGCUCUUAUGUGGACGGAUGGUUCUGCACAGGUGACAUUGGUCACUUCAAAGACGGUCUGUUCUACAUUGUGGACAGGAAGAAGGAAUUGAUCAAGUACAAAGCCACCCAAGUUGCCCCGGCCGAACUGGAGGCGUUGCUUGUGUCGCACCCUUUGAUCCAGGACGCAGCAGUCAUUGGUGUUCAGGGUGAAGGCACGGAGGUGCCUCGAGCGUAUGUGGUUGCGGACCAGAAGAAAAUCUCUGCCGAGGACAUCGCCCGGUGGGUAGCCGAGCACGUCUCCAACAACAAGAAGCUGAGAGGAGGAGUGGUCUUCAUCGACGCCGUACCGAGGUCUCCUGCCGGAAAGAUCCUGCGCAAAGUCCUGAGGGACUCUGCAAAGAACGAGAGACCGUCCAAGCUCUAA